Messenger RNA from Mangifera indica (mango), 1876 nucleotides. Its product is annotated as protein DEFECTIVE IN MERISTEM SILENCING 3-like. Lineage: Eukaryota; Viridiplantae; Streptophyta; Magnoliopsida; Sapindales; Anacardiaceae. The coding region runs from base 94 to 1494 and encodes 466 amino acids. The record is from RefSeq and is a predicted model, not a curated record. The transcript is spliced from 9 exons.
CAAAUAGAUCCGGUAGUACACAGCUCUAUUUACAAGCAAAAUUUUCAAAAACAAAGAGCGAGUGAGUUGAACUGAGUCAAGCUCAACUCGGUCAUGUAUCAAUCCAAGCAGCAGCUCACAAUUCAAACAAAUGCUCUGCCUAUCCAAGAUUCAUCAGCAUCAGUGCAAGUGGAUCAAAAGGAAACUUCUGUAGUUGGAAUGCAAAAUGGAGGAAAUCCACAAGCAGAAGCCUUCAUUUACCAUUCGAAGAGACUUCAAGAUGAUCUACAAACGCUAGGCCUGAAAAUCAAGCUGCAUGAGGACCACAUAAAACUUUUGAAGUCCCAAGGCAACAAGUUAGAUGACUCGAUACUUGAAUCACAAGUUAUUCUUGGCAAGUAUCAUUCUUCAAGUGGACCUAAGACUGAGAAUGAGAACCAUUUCAGCCUUCAAAGUGAGGAAGAAACAACAGGGCAGAUUCUCCAGCAUGAAAAGUCUGCUGCAGGGGUUUUUUGUAAGCUGAAAACACGUCAUGGCUCUCAGGCAUCACAUCUUCAAUCAACCAAGGAUGUUCUUGGAAUCGUUGCUUCACUUGGCAUUGUCGAGGAUGAAAAUCUUAGCAGGAUUUUCUCUGAGUACUUAGGACUGGAUAAUAUGUUGGCAAUUGUUUGCAAGACAUACGAAGGUGUUAAGGCUUUAGAAACAUAUGAUCAAGAAGGCUAUAUUAUUAAAAGUUCUGGUCUUCAUGGGCUUGGUGCUUCUAUUGGGAGGACUAUAGAUGACCGGUUUCUUGUCAUAUGUCUUGAAAACUUGAGACCUUUUGCGGGUGAGUUUGUAGUUGAUGAUCCACAAAGGAGGCUUGAUAUUCUAAAGCCAAGAUUGCCUAAUGGGGAGUCUCCACCUGGCUUUCUUGGCUUUGCGGUGAAUAUGAUUGAUGUGGAAAGCAAAAACUUGUUUUGUGUAACUGCUAGUGGGUAUGGCCUUAGAGAGACUCUAUUUUAUAAUCUUUUUUCACGUCUGCAAGUGUAUAGAACAAGGGCCGAAAUGCUACUUGCUCUUCCCUUAAUAAGUGAUGGAGCUCUUUCUUUGGAUGGUGGAAUCAUCAGAAGCACUGGUGUCUUCUACCUUGGCAAUCGGCAAGAUAUAGAUGUGAGAUUUGCAAAAUCCUCUGGGAUGUUAAACAAGCCUGAUUACUAUGCUGCAACUGAGAGGCAGAUCCAGGAGAUGAAAUGGAAAAAGGAGAAUUUGAUGGAUGAUUUGAAGAGAGAAACUUCACUAUGGAAGAGUGCAAAAGAUAGUUUUGAAAGAAAGAAGGAAGAGUUGCUCAAGUUUUUGGCGGAUAGUGCAACCUAUGCAAGCCAGGUUGGAAACAAUUUGCUGAUUCAUCUAUCUUGUUCCAGAAAAAUUUAUGCAGGCUGCUGCACAAGGGAAAUUGACGCCAAGAUGAUUUUGACAAAGAACCAAGUUGACUCUUUAACAACAAAAAAAUGGGGUAAUCUUUCAGAUUCUCAGUGAAGUCUGAAACUUUUAACUAGAUCAUUGUACUGAUUAUAUAGUCAUGGGCAGAAGCAUGACUUGAAGGCAGAGUUUUGUGCUUUACCAAGCAAGAUUGAGUGAUGGCUUUUAUUGGAUUCAAGUCUUGGUGAAAUGGGACUUAGGUGUUUCAGGUUUUGCUUGGCCUUCAGAUUUUAUGUAGGAAAACUAGUGCAAUUCAUGAUUGUCCAAUGAUGGCAAAUGUGCACUGAGGAAAAAAACAGAAAUGAUUUUUCAAUUUUUGCUUAACGGAUGCACAUUUUAGUGAUUUGUACAGUGAAUGAAGGCUGUUUCAGUGCUGCAUUAUUGCCCUUUUCAUGUACUCUGAAGUUUGAAUCAAUAGAAGGGUUUUUUUUUUCAUGAA